Molecule: messenger RNA, 1569 nt
Organism: Macrosiphum euphorbiae (potato aphid)
Lineage: Eukaryota; Metazoa; Arthropoda; Insecta; Hemiptera; Aphididae
Source: the annotation of a GenBank genome assembly
AUGCGGUGGUCACCACCGUCGCCGAGACUAUCGGCGGUCGUCGUGCUAGCGGCGGCGUUGACGUGCGCCACUGACGCCGCGAGGAUAUUGGCUGUGGAGACGAUGGCCGGCGUAAGUCACUGGAACUUCAUGAGUGGCGUGCUGCGGGCGCUUGUCGACAAAGGUCACGAGGUCACAGCAUUUACGCCGUUUCCGUCGGCGGACGGCCACCGACCGCGGGCCAACUACACUGAGGUGGACCUGUCCCGGGAAUUAUUGGCCGCCCGGGACGGCCAGGUGGCGGACGUCGUGCAGAUGUGGCGCACGCCCGUCGGCAACGUGUUUCAGUGGGUGCGACGGAGCCGGGACACUUGUGACAAGAUCUACGGCCACCCGGCGAUGAGCGACUCGCUGAGGCAGCACCGGGACGGCCGCCGGCCGUUUGACGUCGUCAUCGUCGAGCCGUUCCUGUCGGAUUGCGUGUCUUACGUGGCCGUCCAGCUGGGCGUGCCGCUCGUCUACGUCACGGCGUUGCCGGCCAUCGGGUUGAUGGAACGCGCGCACACCGGCCACGCGUCUAACCCUGCGGUCGAGUCGCAUCUGGUGGCCGGUCACGGGGUUCCCAAGACGUUCGCGCAGAGGCUGAGCAACUCGGCGCUGUACGCGUACUGUAUCGUUGGCGUAGAAUACGUGUACAGGGUGCUCAAGUACACCGAGCCCAGAGAGUACGAUACGGUACCACCCGUCAUGCCGUCGCUGAUGUUCGUCAACGGCCAUUACGUCAGCGAACCGCCCAACCCCGUCCUGCCGUCCGUCAUCCAAGUCGGCGGAAUACACCUGAGACCACCCAAGACAUUGCCAGAGGAUAUAUUAGAGUUUAUUGAACAAUCCUCACAUGGUGUCAUUUAUUUCACUUUUGGUUCAACUGUUAAAAUGUCUUCAAUGCCGGAACACAUAAAAAAUGCGUUUAUUAAUGUUUUAGCUCAAAUUCCUCAGAGAGUUUUAUGGAAAUAUGAAGAUGAAUUAGAGAAUAAACCGAAAAACGUAAUGAUGAAAAAGUGGCUUCCCCAACGAGACAUCCUAAUGCACCCUAAAGUUAAACUAUUCAUCAGUCAUGGUGGUAUAUCUGGAUUAUAUGAAGCCGUGGAUGCCGGUAUCCCAGUCCUUGGAUUUCCUUUAUUUGGUGAUCAACAUAGAAAUAUAGACAAUUUAGUCAAUGCUGGGAUGGCGAUCUCUAUGGACUUAUUUUCUGUGUCUGAAGAAACAUUCUUAAAACAUGUUUUAGAACUUAUCAACAACAAAAAAUACACGAUAAAUGCUAAAACUACUUCAAACUUAUUCAAAGAUCGACCGAUGACACCUGCACAAUCGGUUGUUUACUGGACAGAGUAUGUACUUCGUCACAAAGGUGCACCACAUUUAAAAUCGCAUGCGGUUAAUCUAACGUGGUAUCAAUAUUACUUAUUGGAUGUUAUUUCUUUUGCAAUCAUUUUAAUUUCUGUAGUUCUUUUUGCAAUUUACAAAAUUGUAAAAUGUAUUUAUAAGUGCAUUUCAAUAUGUUAUAAUAAUGUGAAAGCAAAGAUCGAAUAG